Molecule: messenger RNA, 1966 nt
Organism: Rosa chinensis
Lineage: Eukaryota; Viridiplantae; Streptophyta; Magnoliopsida; Rosales; Rosaceae
Product: F-box/LRR-repeat protein At4g14103
Exons: 5
Coding region: 318-1682 (454 amino acids)
Molecular function (GO): protein binding
Source: RefSeq, a predicted model, not a curated record
UUUCCUUUCUUCUUGAUCUUUUUUUUUUGGAAGGACGGAGUUUGCAGUCGCAACUUGGAAUUGAGCUGAGAACCCGUAAUACCCACUCGAUUUAGACAAGUGAAACCCAAAUGGUCUUGAGCUGGUGAAGCAAGAAAUGGAUUUCUUCUGAGGUUUCUCUCUGCAAUUUCAAGAUUUGCAGUUCGGGUUAAGUUUCGCUUGCAGUCAAUUUCAGACCCUGUUUCUAAUUUCAAUAAAUUUGAGCUGUUAAUGAUUGCCUAGGCUAAAAUGGGUUCGAUUUCCAUUUGAUCUUGUUGGUAAUUUUAACAAAGGUUAUAAUGGGAUCGAUGGCAAAGGCUGAAGGAAUAAACCAAGAUAGGAUCACACAAUUACCAGAUGACAUUGUUUCCCACAUAUUCUCCUUCCUUCCUACAGUAGAUGCUGUCAGGAACACCCUUUUGUCGAAAAAAUUUAACCAAGUGUGGACAAAGCUUCAAACUCUAGACUUCGACAGUGAAAGGGAAUUUCAGAAGUGUAGAGGUGGAACUGCUUUUCUAACGUUUGUAUCUCGUGUGCUCUACUUUCGUGAUGGAUCAGAGAUACGUACAUUCCGUCUAAAACUGUCUCGUAAACGUUAUUUACCAUGUGUUGGGGAUUGGAUUUGCACUGCUGUUAAGCGUAAAGUAGUUGAGCUUGAUCUCCAUCUAAACUUUGAUGUAUGGACUGAUUUCGAGUUGCCUCCGUGCAUUUUUUGGUGCAAAACACUUGAGGUUUUGAAACUGAAUCUGUCGCCUUGGGAGGUCACCGAUGAUAUUCCUACAUCAGGCUGUUUCCCAAUUCUCAAGUUCCUCCAUGUUACAGUGUUUAAUCCUUCCAUCCGGGAAAUGGAGAAGCUUUUGUCUCACUUCCCUGUACUUGAAGAGUUGACUAUAGAUGGAACUGGUGAAGAUCUUGAUGACUUUGGUACUUGCAGUUUCCAGGUCUCUGCAUCGAAACUGAAGACGUUGAGAAUAAGUUUGGAAUCCCUAUCUGAGCCUGUCGAUAUUCAUGUAAAUGCCCCACAGCUUGAAAGCCUUGAUCUCCAGCGGCUUGGUUUAACUAAUUGUUUUCUUGAUGGGAGUGCAAACUCCCUAGUCAAUGCCAGUAUUGCUUUCAGAGAAAAAUUUGAAAUAAAAGGACUGUUUGAUCUUUCCGACUCUACAAUGGAGCUUCUGAAUCAAGUCUCUGAUGUCAAAUCUCUAUCUGUUUCGGCUCAUUGCUUGGAGGAUUUGCAUCUCCCUGAGAAUUACUAUCUCCCUUCUUUUGGUAAUGUGAACCAAUUGAGGCUGGCUUUUGGGGAUCACAGUUGCUGGGAAUUGCUAGCUCGGUUUCUCAACAGUGCACCUAAUCUUGAAAUUCUUGUCUUAGACGAUAGAACUGAAGGUCACAAAGAACUGUCAGAGAUUCACUGGAAUCCACCAGAGCAAGUGCCUAGUAGUUUAUUAUCAAACCUGAAGACAAUCUGCUUUAAGGGGUUCAAGGGAAGGCUGUUUGAGAUGGAAAUGAUAAAGUAUCUGUUGAAGAAUGGUCAACUGUUGAAUAAGAUGACGAUUUCUACAGGCCUGCAUCUUUCAUAUGAUAGACAGAACGACUUAUACACAGAGUUUAUGAUGUUCCAUAGGGCAGCAACUUGUCAUGUUGAGUUCAUGUACAUGGAAGUUUAGGGCAGAAGCACCUGUCAUCAAAUCUGUAGGAUUUUAAAUAAAAUCUGUUGCAGGAUGUUAGUGAUGUUACUGGCACACUUGCAAGGGAUAUGUGAACAAUGCAGAAAAGCAGUCAGCUUGAAACUAGUUAUGGUUUGUCUUAAUAAAUACUCCAGAAUUGUAUCACCUAUCAACCUUCUCUCCUACCUCUUUCUCUUUUGAUUUCUUCACGUUUCUCUUCAGUACCCUUAUGUAAUAUUUCUUUUUUAAUUUUAUGAGGUGGAUGUGUGUUUUUUUUUUGGUUC